Merops nubicus (carmine bee-eater) is the source of this 1689-nucleotide messenger RNA. RefSeq names its product grainyhead-like 1 (Drosophila) (gene GRHL1). The record is from RefSeq and is a predicted model, not a curated record. Lineage: Eukaryota; Metazoa; Chordata; Aves; Coraciiformes; Meropidae. Bases 115 to 1689 code for a protein of 524 amino acids. Gene Ontology annotation, molecular function: RNA polymerase II cis-regulatory region sequence-specific DNA binding; DNA-binding transcription activator activity, RNA polymerase II-specific. The transcript has 13 exons. Gene Ontology annotation, biological process: regulation of transcription by RNA polymerase II. Gene Ontology annotation, cellular component: nucleus.
CCCGUGUUGGUUCUUCAGAAUGACUCUCUCUACUCUCAGAGACGUCCUUACACCAGUGAAGAUGAGGCCUGGAAAACCUUUCUUGAAAAUCCCCUUACAGCAGCUACCAAAGCUAUGAUGAGCAUCAAUGGUGAUGAAGACAGCGCAGCUGCCCUGGGACUGCUCUAUGAUUACUACAAGGUUCCAAGGGAGAGGAGAUCUUCGACAGCUAAACCAGAGGUAGAACAUCCAGACCAAGACCACAGCAAAAGGAACAACAUUCCAAAUGUAACAGAGCAGUCGCUUAUUUCUGCUGGAGAAAACAGAGUCCAGGUUCUGAAAAAUGUGCCUUUCAAUAUUGUCCUUCCACACACACCCCAGAUGGGCAUGGACAAGAGAGGCCACCUCACAACCCCUGACACGACGGUCACCGUCUCCAUUGCCACGAUGCCCACCCAUUCCAUCAAAACGGAGACGCAGCCCCAUGGCUUCACAGUGGGCAUCCCACCAAGUGUCUACCACCCCGAGCCCCCCGAGCGGGUGGUGGUCUUUGACAGGAACCUCAAUCCCGACCAGUUCAGUUCCAACACCCAGCCUCAAAACUCCCAGAGGCGAACGCCAGACUCCACCUUCUCGGAGACUUUCAAGGAGGGCGUGCAAGAGGUUUUCUUCCCUACUGAACUGAAUCUCCGGAUGGCCAACAUGAAUUCAGAAGAUUAUGUUUUUGACAGCAUUUCUGGGAAUAACUUUGAAUACACUCUGGAAGCCUCCAAGUCCCUCCGACAGAAGCCUGGGGACAGCACGAUGACCUACCUGAAUAAAGGUCAAUUUUACCCGAUUACACUGAAGGAAGUCAGCAGCAGUGAAGGAAUCCAUCACCCCAUCAGUAAAGUCCGAAGUGUCAUCAUGGUUGUGUUUGCUGAAGACAAAACAAGGGAAGAUCAGCUCAGGCACUGGAAAUACUGGCACUCAAGACAGCACACAGCCAAACAAAGGUGCAUUGACAUAGCUGACUACAAGGAGAGCUUCAACACCAUCAGUAACAUCGAGGAGAUCGCGUACAAUGCCAUAUCCUUCACUUGGGACAUCAACGAGGAAGCCAAGGUUUUUAUUUCUGUGAACUGCCUCAGCACUGAUUUCUCCUCUCAGAAGGGAGUUAAAGGCUUGCCCCUGAAUCUUCAGAUCGACACCUACAGCUACAAUAACAGGAGUAACAAACCUGUCCACAGAGCCUACUGCCAGAUCAAAGUCUUCUGCGACAAGGGAGCAGAGAGGAAGAUCAGGGAUGAAGAGCGAAAGCAAAGCAAAAGAAAAGUUUCUGAUGUCAAAGUGCCGAUGCUCCCCUCACAUAAACGUACAGACAUCACCAUCUUCAAGCCCUUCAUGGAUCUGGACACUCAGCCAGUCCUCUUCAUUCCUGACGUUCACUUUGCAAACCUUCAGCGUGGUGCUCACGUCCUUCCUGUUGCGUCAGAAGAACUGGAGGGUGAAAGCUCCAACCUGAAGAGAGGAGCCUAUAUUGGUGAAGAGGACUUCAUUGCUACUCCAAAUAAGAUGGCCAGAAUAGAAGAGCCAAAAAGAGUGCUGCUGUAUGUCCGAAAAGAGUCAGAGGAAGUCUUUGAUGCACUGAUGCUGAAGACUCCCUCUCUGAAGGGCCUGAUGGAAGCGGUAAGUAAUAGGGCUGGUUUAUGGUCCUUGCCUCCAGUCUGA